Molecule: messenger RNA, 4794 nt
Organism: Hemibagrus wyckioides
Lineage: Eukaryota; Metazoa; Chordata; Actinopteri; Siluriformes; Bagridae
Gene: dnai4
Product: dynein axonemal intermediate chain 4
Exons: 18
Coding region: 1178-3460 (760 amino acids)
Biological process (GO): cilium movement
Cellular component (GO): axonemal dynein complex
Molecular function (GO): dynein light chain binding; dynein heavy chain binding
Source: RefSeq, a predicted model, not a curated record
GCGCGUGCACCGGACGACUGGUGUCGUUUAACAUUGGCUGGCACUGUUUUUUAUUUUUUUUUAUUUUUCCUGCAUUCACCCUGUCGUGUUUUGGUAUUUUUUCCGAUAGAAGCAUCGAGAGCUCGAUGUCCUUCACAUUACUACAGUACUUUUUUUGAUGUUCGUGUAUAAUUGUUGACUGAGGAUAAACAAUGUCCAACAAAACAGCAAAACAAGUCCGACCUUCUUUAAAAGUGCCUCCGAUCAGUCAUAUGUUCAGGACAAGGAACGACAUACACUGAUCAGCCAUAACAUUAUGACCGCCUGCUUUUAAUAUUGUGUUGGUCCCCCUUUUGCUGAAAAACAGCCCUGACCCAUCGAGGCAUGGACUCCACUAGAUCCCUGAAGGUGUGCUUGUUGUAUCUGGCACCAAGAUGUUAGCAGCAGAUCCUCUAAGUCCUGUAGGUGAGGCCUCCAUGGAUUGGACUUGUUUGUCCAGCACAUCCCACAGAUGCUCGAUUGGAUUGAGAUCUGGGGAAUUUGGAGGCCAAGUCAACACCUCAAACUCAUCAAACCAUUCCUGAACCAUUUUUGCUUUGUGGCACAAAGCAUUAUCCUGCUGAAAGAGGCCACAGACAUCAGGGAAUACCGUUUCCAUGAAAGGAAGUACAUGGUCUGCAACAAUGCUUAGGUAGCAGGACCCAGGGUUUCCCAGCAGAACAUAAGCAUGACACUGCCUCCACUGGCUUGUCCUCUUCCCAUAGUGCAUCCUGGUGCCAUGUGUUCCCCAGUUAAGCGAUCCAUAUGCACCCGGCUAGCCAUGUGUUUUAAAAGAAAAUGACCAGGCCACAUUCUUCCAUUGCUCACAGGCCAGCCUUCAGCCUUCUAUUUGCUCCCCACAUGCAUCAAUGAGACUUGGCACCCUAUGACCCUGUUGCCGGGUUCACCACUGUUCCUUCCUUGGAUCAGUUUUGAUAGAUACUGACCACUGCAGACUGGGAACACCCCACAAGAACUGCAGUUUUGGAGAUGCUCUGAUCCAGUCGUCUAGCCAUCACAAUUUGGCCCUUGUCAAAUUUGCUCAAAUCCUUACGCUUGUCCAUUUUUCCUGCUUCUAACACAUCAACUUUGAGGACAAAAUGUUCACUUGCUGCCUAAUAUAUCCCACCCAUCAUCAUCACCCAAAUCAUCACGAGUGAUGAAUCAGUCAGGGUCUGGAACACUGCAUAUAAACCAAAGCUCCACAAACAGAAGGAGUGUCAAUGCGUCUGUGAGCCGAAGGAGCUUCACAUUAGCAAGAGACAGUAAAGUUCUUGAUAAAGGCUCUGUUCAAAUCCCCAGACACACUGUCCAGGUGUUUGAUGAAACAGGGAAGGACGUCACUCCUCCGCCUCUGUACCAGCCGGAACCCGGAGCCACACAAAACAAACAGAGCAAAAUAUUAACACGACAUGACACAUCAGAUAUGACCAUCUCUGACUUUCUGUCCACAGCGUACCACACCAUAAGCGCAAGCUCUGCAGGACCCUUUACCAUGUCUGCUUUUGGGAGUAGUUUUGUGUCGAGGGCAAGUCACUCUACGAUGGGAUCUAUGAGUGAUGAACUUGAGGAGCCUUCUGCAAAACAAGAAACCUUGAUUAGUCUCUCAGAACUAAAUAUUAAGAGAGACGAGCAGAUCGAGGAGCCUCUACUGAACAGUCCAGAGGUUUUUAACCUCACUGAGACAGAGAACAUGUGCCUCCUGGACAUUCCUGCAAUGUCUGUAUCUUUCGACUCCGAAGAGGCUGAAGCAGUCAGGACGAGGAACAAGGUGUAUACAGAAAUUUGCAAGAGCAGACAGGAAAAUGAUGUAUAUGUGGAGCGAUCAAUGCAGACAUUUAACGGCGCCUAUAAAUCUAAAGUAGUCCAGAGCGAUCGGGUCAUCAUGGUGGAAAAAGGUCUAAUGGCAACCAUUUGGGACAUCUAUGACUUGUGUGUGAGCAGCAGUGAGGCAGAAGAGUCAGGUAGUGAUACAAGUGUCCUAGAUGUCUCCUCCACUCAUCAUCUAGAGUCGGACAGAGGUCUCCAGAGACCCAUGUCCAGAGUCAGUGCCACCAGCACAGCUAGUACCUCUAGCUCUCAAAGAGAGAUGGAGAGUUCCACAACUCAGAUGGUAGAUGAGCCAGACUCAGAGCAGAUCCUGUACUCAGAGACAUUCCAGCAGUCCCUGCAGGUACUGGAGAGAACACUUCUGCUGAACAUCUACCAACACAAACUAGCAGCCUACAAAGGGCUGCCCAUACUGCCAGAGCUAGACUGUGUGCCAAACCUAGAUGAAGAGGACAGAGUUGAGGUUAAGGAAGAGGAUUCACUCAGCCCAGCUCUGGAGCUCCUCUGGACCUUCAGCUGUGAGCUAACCAAGGGCCACAGUGUGAGCUGCAUGGCAUGGAACAAGAAAAAUCCAGACUUUCUGGCAGUGGGAUAUGGACAGUUUGACUUCAAGGAUCAGACCUCUGGACUGGUCUGCGUCUGGUCUAUGAAAAAUCCUGCUUGGCCUGAGCAGAGUAUCAACUGCAAGACCAGUGUCACAUCCCUGGACUUCUCAGACUCUAAUCCCAGUCAGUUAGCAGUGGGCUUGUAUGAUGGUACCAUUGCUAUCUACAGCAUAGAGAGCAGUGAGGCAACACUGGUCUGUGACAGCAGGAACUGUGCCCAAAAACACAUGGCACUAGUGUCGCAGGUGAAGUGGAUCGAUCGUGUACAGGGUCUAUCAGUAGAAGAUAAAAAAGAGACGCUGUUCUCUGUGUCUGCUGAUGGGAGGAUCAGUGAAUGGUUCCUUCAUAAAGGACUUGACUGUGCUGAUAUGCUGAAGCUGAAGAGGAUAAGGAAUGAAAAAACAGAGAAACCGUGGAAGCAGGAGCCGUUGAUCUCUCACUGGGCCGUUGGACUCUGCUUUGAUUUUGACCACCAGGAUUCCAACAUGUAUUUGGUGGGAACGGAAGAAGGACACAUUCAUGAAUGCUCCUGUUCACACAACGUUCAGUUCUUGGAGACCUACACAAAUCACCUGGGUCCAGUUUAUAAGGUCACACAGUCACCGUUUUGUCCAGAUGUCUUCCUCAGCUGUUCUGCAGACUGGACCAUUCAGCUUUGGACAGAGGAUCACUUUACUCCAGUGCUGAGCUUCACUUCUGUCAAGAAAGCUGUGUAUGAUAUCAUGUGGUCCCCUUGCUGGGCUACUGUGUUUGGGGCGGUCAAUAAGGACAGAGUGGAAAUCUGGGAUCUGGGAGCUAGCCUUGUGAGUCCAACUUUAGUAAGUGAGGUCAUUCCAGGGGUGGGACCAACCACUCUGCUAUUUGCUCUGAAGGCAGACUGUGUUCUAGUAGGGGACAGUGAGGGCAAAGUCAACGUCUACAAGCUGAAGAACUUCACAGCAGGCGAUGGAGCAGAGGUGGACACACUGGAGAAAAUAGUCAGCUCCUCACUGGCCAGUCAGCUCUGAAAGAGAGAGAGAAAGACCAUUUUUCCCCCUCAGGAAACAGUUACAAUAUAAAUAAAAUACAAAUAAACUGCACUAAAAUAAUUACAAAUAGGGUUCCCAAUUUCUUUUCAAGUAAAGACUACAUUUUAAAGUUUUCACAAUGCUCAAUAGUUCCUAUAGCUGAACAAAGUCUUUUUCCUCAUGUCCUUGGUAAUGUAAGUUAGCCUUUCUAGCCCGAUACAGUCUGAUCUAUUCCUUAUCCUUUUUCAAACUUGGCUCAUCCAUACACUCCAGCCUAAUGCAAUCACACUGUUGGCUUGAAAAAGUCUAGAAGUUCAGUCUGUUUCAAUGUUUAUAAAAAGUCCAUCAAAUAUAUUCCAAUAACACAGAGUUCAUAGGGACUUUAGUGUUAAAUGUGUCGGACAGACAUUCUAAUAACCUCCUUCCAGAAGUUUACAAUUUUUGGACAUUCCCAAAGACAUACAGGACAUACAGUUUAUCUUUCUCAUUCAAACAUUUAGCACACACAUCUGUAAUAUUAGCAAACAUACAGUAUGUUCUCAUUAACCUUGUGUAUCACCUAUAUGUUUAUGUGCAGCAUGCCAAACUUGUAUGAAUUUGUAUUUUUAAGAAAAGGAUUUUUUUCUGCAUUGAUAUCUAAAGAGUAUAGAUAUAUAUUUAAUGGCUGAUCUGGGAAGGAUUCUUGUUCAGUGCCUACCCAAUCUAGGGGCAUUGUACAAAAAGCCUGAUAUAUUUUAAGAAUCUUAAAAUAAACCAUAACAUUUAGAGGACUUCCAAAUUCUGAAAAAUUAUCAAUAACUAAAAUAAGGUUUUGAUUUGAAUUAAACACACAAUUAAAUGUAGUAUAUAUUCUUAUCCAAUCAAAUCCGAAUCCAAGAAUAAGAACGAAAGAAAUGUUUGAGAAAUUACAAAUAAAACACCUUGCAUUUACAUGGGAGGGGAUGUGAUGGGUUUUACAGUAACACACUAAAAGUUAAUGGAGAGGGAAUAAAGAGUGUGAUUACCAGAACCUGUGGACAGAUUACAACCCAUCCAUGUCAUCAACACCCCAUGAGAGAUCUGCAAAUGGCUGUCAUUAUGUGAGCUGCUGUAAUCCAUGAUUUACCUGAGAGUUCAAUAUUCAGAGUCUUUUAGUGCAAAUCAAACAAUUUAGUGCUGAGCAGUUCAGUCAGUGGCUCUGAGUAAACACAGUGGAGGGCUUCAUCAGAGCAGCAGGUAUGGGGGGGGUGACUAACCUGUGAUUAUAUACGACACAUGGUUUAGCUAGUGUGUUAUGUUUAUCUAUUAUAGACCACAGUAACAGACUUAGUACUUUUUGGUUGACUGGUAGAAAA